AUGUAUGAUAAUCAACAGGAAAACAAAAACACAACUAAUUCUCAGAAACAAUUUACUACUAAUAAUAAAAAAGAUAAAACUAAGAAUUCCAAACCAACUACUACUUCAAAAGUAACAACAAAAAAUACACAAUGUAAUAAUGAAACAUUAAAAAAAAUUUUAAAAAAUAAUAUCCUUGAGACGGCUUCAGUCUCCAAAAGAGCAAUCUAUCAUACGGCUGUCUCAGAAAUGGGUGAAUAUUUUAAUGUAAUUUGUUCUGAACACUCAUUUAGUUUCCUGGCUAAUGCUCAAACAUUUUGUCAUUUAACUGUUAAAAAAAUUUCCUGUCUUGCUUAUAAAUAA
Strongyloides ratti is the source of this 342-nucleotide messenger RNA. RefSeq names its product Ground-like domain-containing protein. Bases 1 to 342 code for a protein of 113 amino acids. The record is from RefSeq and is a predicted model, not a curated record. NCBI's taxonomy places the organism in Eukaryota, Metazoa, Nematoda, Chromadorea, Rhabditida, Strongyloididae. The transcript has 2 exons.